Molecule: messenger RNA, 873 nt
Organism: Bactrocera latifrons
Lineage: Eukaryota; Metazoa; Arthropoda; Insecta; Diptera; Tephritidae
Product: trypsin 3A1-like
Exons: 1
Coding region: 1-873 (290 amino acids)
Biological process (GO): proteolysis
Molecular function (GO): serine-type endopeptidase activity
Source: RefSeq, a predicted model, not a curated record
AUGUCUCGCCGUAUAUUUUCGCUAGCUGCGCUCGCGGUCUCACUAGCCCUUAGCGCUGCAAACGAGCCAGAUGGAACACAAUCAAAUGUUAGCAAAAAAGUGGAACCACGCAUUAUUAACGGUCAGGUGGUAACCAUCGAGCAAUAUCCCUAUCUAGUCGCAGUGCAAAUUUGGGGAAGCUUUCAGUGUGGCGGCAGUAUUAUAAGCCGCAGUGUCGUGCUGACCGCAGCRCAUUGCCUGGAACGCGAAAAACAGCCACGCAAAUAUAGCAUAAUAUAUGGUAAAACUGAUAUACAGGGUGCAACGAGUAAUGUUAUACAAGUGGAAAGCCUUUUGCUGCAUCCAAAUUAUGAAAAUAUUAAUUCUGAUUACGAUGUUGGUUUACUAUUUCUCGUCGAAAGCAUACCGAUCGGCCASAGUGCGCAAUGCAUCAAGUUGGCUGUGAAUAGGCCGAGACUCGGUAGUCGGGCCAGUAUUGUAGGUUGGGGCGAAACGCAGGCGGUCGAAAGUGGUCRUUUGCAUGCUGUCUACGUGUAUACUAUAACGCGCCUGCGUUGCAGGAUGUUGUACAUAAACAAGUGGAGAAUAACACCACGUAUGCUGUGCGCUGGCGUGCCACAGGGUGGUAAGGACGCCUGCCAGGGCGACUCCGGUGGGCCGUUGGUGGUCGGCGACGAACAAGUGGGUAUAUGCUCUAAUGGUUUUGGAUGUGGUCUUAGAAAGUAYCCUGGUGUCUAUAGUAAYAUUGCCGUUUUGCGUAGCUGGAUUCAAAGCCAUGUGAAUACAAGUUGCAGCGAUACGAAGGCAGUUUCGGCGUCCAAAGGGCGAACGAUACUUACACUAUUUGGAAGCAAGAACAGKAGAGACAGCUGA